UGUGGCUGAAAAUCAGUAAAGUAUGGCAGCAAAUCGGCAGCAGCAGCAACACGUUGCCGCCUUGCUGAUACUCGCAGCAGCGGGCCUGCUGCUGCUGGCUGGCUGCGCCCAGGGCUACUCGUUGCGCUCGUCCUCGCCACCUCAGGUCGACGAGAGCUUCGUGGUUCCGCACUACACCCACUACGACGAGCUACGCCAGGUUUUUCGCAAUUUGGCCGACAAGUAUCCGAAUCUCGCGCGACUUCAUUCCAUCGGCAAAUCCGUCGAGGGCCGAGACCUCCUCGUCUUGGAGAUCAGUGAAAAUGUUCGCGAAAGGAAGCUCGGAGAGCCGAUGGUCAAGUAUGUGGCCAAUAUGCAUGGUGAUGAAUCAGUUGGUCGAGAACUCAUGGUUUUCCUCGCCAAGUAUCUUCUUUAUAACUACGGAAAAGACCCAAGGGUGACUAGGCUCGUCAAUAAUACGGAUAUUUUCAUUAUGCCCUCGCUCAAUCCAGACGGAUUCGAGAAGUCAAAGGAAGGUCUCUGCAAUUCACUCGAUCAUUUUGUUGGCCGAGAAAAUGCCAAUCACGUUGAUCUCAAUCGGAAUUUCCCGGAUCAAUUUGAUCCCAGAAUGAGUCACAUCAAGGGUGGAAAAUUAAUAGCAAGAAGACAGAGUGAGACUAUUGCAAUGAUGACAUGGAUUGUAACUGAGCCAUUUGUACUUUCUGCUAAUUUUCAUGGAGGUGCUUUAGUGGCUAGCUAUCCAUAUGAUUCGGGAAUUGAAGGUGAAUGCUGUGAAGAAAGUAAAUCUCCCGAUGAUAGAAUGUUCAAACACCUUGCCCAUGUUUAUGCUGACAAUAAUCCAAACAUGAGAGCUGGUAAUGCCUGCCCAUCUGAAAACUUUUAUGGUGGUGUCACUAAUGGAGCAAAGUGGUAUAAAGUAACAGGAGGCAUGCAAGAUUUCAAUUAUGCAAGAUCUAAUGCAUUUGAAGUCACAUUUGAGCUAAGUUGCUGCAAGUACCCUCACGCACGACAGUUACCUGGUUAUUGGCAAACAAAUAAAGAAUCUCUUUUAAGAUACCUGGAACAAGCUCAUGUUGGAAUUAAAGGUCUUGUUACUGAUACGCAUGGACAACCUAUUGAAGAUGCUAAUAUUGUCGUGAUUGGAAUAAAUAAAAAUAUUACAAGUACAAAUCGUGGAGAAUAUUGGCGUCUACUUUUACCUGAUACAUAUACCGUCUAUGCAACAGCUUGGGGAUAUUCUUCAAGUGAACCUCAGCGAGUCACCGUUAAAAAUGGCAAUGCCGAAAUCGUAAAUUUUGUCUUAGAACCACUUCCGUACAGAGAGCCACAAGACACAAUGGAAAAAGUCGUGCGCGCGGUGAAAGACCGCGACUCUAACGGCUUCUACACAAAACCAGAUUUCACUCACCACAAUUACACGGAAUUAACUCGUAUUCUUCACGACUUGCAAUCAAAUUAUCCGGAUAUUGCACGAGUCUACAGCGUUGGAAAGUCAGUGAAGGCGCGCGAGUUGUGGGUCAUCGAGCUGACGUCGCCGAGCGAUAAAAAUCGCGGCGAGCACGAUCCAGACAAACCCGAGAUGAAGUACAUAGGUAAUAUGCACGGAAAUGAGGUGGUGAGUCGCGAAUUAUUGCUACUCUUGGCUCGUUACUUGUGCGAAAAUUAUGGCACGGAUGAACGCGUCACCAAGAUCAUGAAUUCCACUAUGAUUCAUAUUAUGCCAAGCAUGAAUCCCGAUGGUUACGAGGUUUCUAUUCCGGGAGAUUGGGAUGGAGUCAAAGGACGUAACAAUGACCACGAUGUCGAUCUAAACAGAAACUUCCCCGAUCAAUAUGUAGAAAACCAAUACAAUCACGUUCAGGAACCUGAAACCAAAGCAGUAAUGGAUUGGAUAACAUCGAGACCAUUUGUGCUGUCGGCUAAUUUACACGGUGGCGCAUUGGUCGCCAAUUACCCUUACGACGAUAAUCCAGCUUCGCGAGGAAAUAGAAUGCCUUACCCGAAUCCCAGUCCCGACGACGAUGUUUUUCGCUUCUUGGCCCAAACGUACUCGGACGCUCACGCCACAAUGCAUCUCGGAAAACCGUGUCCCUUGAAACCCGGAGAAACAAUGGUCGGACUGUUGCAGGAACGAUUUCCAGGUGGUAUAACCAACGGUGCCAAGUGGUAUCCCGUUACUGGAGGAAUGCAAGACUUCAAUUACGUUCACAGCAACGCCUUCGAGUUGACUCUCGAAGUCAGUUGCAUCAAGUAUCCGAACGCAACGGAUUUAGAAAGUUAUUGGAGAGAUAACAGGGAAGCUUUGCUCAAGUACAUCGAAGCGACGCGCAAAGGAAUUCAUGGUAUGAUCAAAUCGAGUAUAGGUGGUACUGUGCCUGGUGCCAAGGUUAUCGUAGAGGGUCACGAUCAUGACAUUUACGCCAGUAAAUUAGGCGAUUAUUGGCGUCUUUUGCUACCUGGAACUUACAAUGUUACUGUAACUGCACCAAAUUUUGAACGACAAACGAGAACAGUUAUCGUUCCUGAAGACACAGGUGAAGCACGGCUAGAUUUUACCCUCCUCAGAGACGAUGUUCCUCACUGGAUACAUUUGAAUGAUUUUGACUUGGAAGCUAAUCAGAAAAACGGAUAUCUCAGCAACAGCGAAUUAAGUGAGAGCUUCAAACAACUCGAAUUCGAUCCAAGUGUAGCUGAAUUCAAAGCUGAUGACUCGCGUUACAGCUCAGCCAUACAUUCCUUAAAAAUAACUCAUGGUAUGGGCAACAGCGAAGAGGCUAAAAUCCAUAUUGGUUUAAUUGGCGGAAUGUUUGCUUCCCAACCGAUUGGCCGUGAAAUCCUGUUGCGCUUAGCACGUCACAUUCUUAAGGCAAACAAGGAUAGUGAUGAUUUUACCAAUCGUCUCCUCGAUCGAGUUGUCCUCCACAUUAUUCCAGGAGUAGAUCCAAACUUUGAAUUGAUCUCCGACAAUCACGAGUGCAAUCCUGUUGUGAAAGAUGAAGUUGGUCAUCGUUUUCAAACUCCAAUUAAGAAAGGUCUCAAAUUAGAUGUAGUACCGCAGGCACUCGACAAAAUUCUUGAAGAAGAAGGAUUCGACGCUUUGGUCUUGUUCGGAGGUGGUCGUAAAGUGGGUGUCUCUUACACAACGCCGAAACUUGACAUUUUCGCUGAUUUUACAAAGGAAUUCCAAAAAUGGGCGCACAGCGAUCAUUGUUCUAGUGAUAACGAUGAACUCCGCAAAGUUGAGAGAUUCAUCGGAAAGGAAUACAACAUUCCAGUAUUGAGUUAUUCUAUGUCUUGCUGCAAAUGGCCGACGCCUGAAAAAGUUCCUUCAAUCUGGCGCGAAAACCUUGUUUACUUGAAAAAUUUGGUUAAAAAAUUAUCGACUGGUGUACGCGCCCAAAUCCAAGACGCUACCGGACAUCCACUGAGAGACGCUCAAGUUCAAAUUAACAAUGCCACGUACAAAGUUUCAAAAAACAAUGCCUUCUUUAAGACAAUACUUCCUGUUGGCACGUACGAGGCUCUUAUCACUUGUGAGGGCUACCAAGAUGUGCGAUAUAAACUUGAAGUAAAAGACGAUUCUGUAGCUUCUGUAAUUAUCAAGUUGAAUCCAGGCAAAGACCACGGAGCUAAAGUUAUACCACAACAACGCAUCAUCAAGUUGAGCGAAAUAAAUCAAGCUUUGGAUAACUUGAACAGUAAACAUCAAAAAAUAUCAAAACUGCGACAAAUCGGCUUGAGUGAAAAAAACGAAAAAAUCUUGGCUUUGGAAAUUUCCGAUGGAGAUAACGAGCUCGGAAAGCCUAUAGUGCUAUUUACUGCUGGAAUAGGCAAAGGUGCACCCGUUACCUCCAGAAUUUUGACCAGAUUUGCUACGCAUCUUUUAUCUAACCAUGGUUUGAACUCGGACGUCACCAAUUUCAUUAAGUCUUUGAAUGUCAUCAUUGCCCCUGAUUUGAAUCCUGAUUCCGAUAAGACCAAUAACUGCGAGUACAAAUCGAAGAACGAGCUCUCAUUUCCACUCGAAGACUACAAAUUGAGCUAUCAUAAACAUUCAAAACUCAUUGCUGACUGGAUAAAAACGAUCAAACCAUUGAUGGUGGUAAAUCUCAAGAGUGGAUCACUCCACGUAGAAAUUCCCUAUGGUGCUGCAUUAUCGUCGAAUCAAAGUCAGCCUUACAUCACUGGUGAUGAUCGAAUUUUACAACACUUGGCUGAAACUUACACAGCUAAUCAUCCCACCAUGACAGAGAUUGGGCCUCGUUGCAUUUCCUCACCCUACAUCGAGAAAAAGGGUUUCAGUCACGCCGGCAUUGCUUUAAAAAACGGUUAUACCGAUUCUUUCUUGGACUACGUCUAUUUAAAGAGUAACGCCUUACCACUGGAUGCCUUUGUGAACUGCUGCAGCGACGACAACGACGAAACUGCUUGGGAAGAUAAUAGAAAGAGUUUAAUGAGUAUGUUGGGCGCGGCUAUGGUUCACAUAAGUGGCUUUGUCGUGUCUAACGCUGGCGCGCCGAUUCCUAACGCUGUACUUAGCCACGAUAUAUCAAAACACAAAAUAAUGAGCCACGAGAACGGCGCUUAUUACAUCAUGCUACCGCCUGGUGGACAUUUGAUCAAGGUCGAGGCCAGCGGCUACUAUGGAAUGGAAAAAAUAGUUAAUGUCUCCAACAGCAAUAAGAUUAACGCCAAAAUUAUGCUUAAUCUCGAAAAGGAUGACACGAUUUUGGGCAUGCCGAGGCUCAUAUUUGUCAUUUUAUCUGGAGCCAUCAUCGUUGUAAUAUUGUCCAUGUGUACAUUCAUUAUAGUCAAAUGCAAGUCUAGGCAACUAGAAAAUGAAAACGAUAGCCGUCCGUAUGCGUUCAGUUUGCUGCGCGAUGGCACUUCAUUUUUUGACGAUGACGAGAAGGAGGUUGAGCUAUUCAAGAGACCCUCCAAAGAAUACAAAGAAUCCGAUGGAAGUGUUGCUUACAAACCAUACUUUGACGACGAUGAUGACGAUGAAAAUAAUCUGAGCUCGAGCGAAGGAAGUGAUUUAGAAUUCAUACGACCAGAUAGAGAAUGGCAAGGAAAAAAUCCUGACGAUUCGAAUUAGCUUUUUGUUGUCAGAAAUUGUUCAAUACAAAAAAGAGAUGAUUCAAUCCAAAGCAUCGUGUUCAUCAUAAAUCAAUACAUCAUUCAUUGCAGGUAGAUGAAAUUUUUUCACCUUCUAAAUGACUGAUAACAUUUUAAGUAAAUUGUAAUAAUUGUUGCGAAUGUACGUUACUCCAGUAAAAUAUUUACUAAUGCCGCUCCAGAAAAAUUUAAUGUUGAUUUAUAUUGUAAAUAAUUUUAGAAUUCAUUUCACAUUUGCAAAAAUUAUAUGUAUGUAUAUAAAAUUGUUAAGAAAUGAGUUCUAAUCACUUUAACUAUGUACUUAUUAGUAUAAUUAUUCAAUGAAAUGUAAAGAAUUAACUGUAAUAUUUAAUAGUUACAGAUACGUAAUUUACACUUUAAAUUUUGUAUAAUUUUUAAAAGAAAAUAUUUGUCAGAGAAAGAUUUUUAAAUGUAAUCGCGUUAUAAAUACGAAUGCCAAAUUUUAAGAUUUUUUAAUACAUUCCUAUUUGAAUGGUGGUUAAUUGUUACACCUAUAAGUAAUAUAUAAAUGACGAAUAAACUUUUUACAUAUUUUUAUAAUGAAUUUUAAAGAAAUAUUUAUAAAUAAUUUGUCUGUGAUGAAUGUUAGAUAUUACGUAUUGAGAACGUAUUUUUUUUUAUAUUAUAUAUAAUCUAGAUAAAGUAAAAUGCAAUUGAUAAUUAAGGCAGCUAUUUAUUUUUGAUUUUACUACUAUAUCAUACACUAAUACACGAAAAAACCAGUUUCGAAAAUGUCUACUACUAUUAUUAAUGGAUUUAAUAAAAUUAAAAAAAGAAUUUAAGUUUAUCAUUUUUUAUUGGCUUACUGUAAAUAAUUAUACAAAAUAUACAAAAAAUAUAAAUACUAUUUCUUAAGAGCUAAAAUAAUGUUCUCGAAGGCUGAGAACUUCGUACUUCGACGUAGAUCAUUUGUUUGUGCAUAAUAAAAAUUGGAACUGUUCCUAAAUAAAUUAAAUUUUAAGUCUUAAUUUAUUACGUCAAAUAAACCCAGAAUUACAUAAGUAUUUUACAUACUUAUUAUAUGUAUAUUUAUUAAAAAUCGAAACAGCAAAUAAUUCAAUGAAUACAUUCGGUUUUUAAAAGCUUGCAUAAUU
Trichogramma pretiosum is the source of this 6233-nucleotide messenger RNA. RefSeq names its product carboxypeptidase D-like (gene svr). Gene Ontology annotation, biological process: proteolysis. Gene Ontology annotation, molecular function: metallocarboxypeptidase activity; zinc ion binding. The transcript is spliced from 12 exons. The record is from RefSeq and is a predicted model, not a curated record. Bases 23 to 5098 code for a protein of 1691 amino acids. NCBI's taxonomy places the organism in Eukaryota, Metazoa, Arthropoda, Insecta, Hymenoptera, Trichogrammatidae.